Molecule: messenger RNA, 1316 nt
Organism: Effrenium voratum
Lineage: Eukaryota; Dinophyceae; Suessiales; Symbiodiniaceae
Source: the annotation of a GenBank genome assembly
UGUAGAAUUGGGCGAAAAGUAUGUUACUGGAUUCCUCACGCAACUUAGCACGUUGAAUUGCGCUGACUUGUAGCAGUUGCAGCCGCCGCUCCUCAGAACCAGCCGGUGCGGAUUGAGCUCUCUGCCAUGUCCGCUGAUCGAGCAGAACCCCAAGCCUUCACUAAGGUUGUGGAUUCCAUCUCCGAACUCGCCUGGUUCCUAUGCCAGGCUCAGACUCGAAUCUUUGUCUGAGCGCCACACGAUAGACAUGCCACAGGAAGUGCUGCGUGCUUGGACGGUGCAGCAACGGCAUCCAGCGCUGGAGGAUGUGUCUUGCUUCCGCGCUACCUGCUGGUGGGCAGAGUCGUCGGCGCACGCAAAGGAGAGAGGCCACACAUAUUUUGAGAGUGGUGCGGUGGAUGAAGUCUCGCCCUGCCGAUUGGAGUGCCGCGAAUGUGGGUCAAUUCGCACUCAUCGUGCAGAGCUCUGGAACCCCACCGAGGCAAAGGGGCACACGGACUUUGGCAAGAUGAACCCUGUGGCUGCACGGAGGAUGGUGACACAGCUGAAGGCCGAGAUGAGGAUAGAGAUGAGAUUGGUACAAGCAGUACCGUCAAGUGGUCUUUCAGUCGCUCAGGGAGGCAAACAACAAUGGAGCCACAGGAAUGACAGUAGUCCAGAUCAAGCCCACGCUUCGGAAUGUGCGGACCCAGCAAGAGUGGGUCGCGCUGCAAGAGGAUCUGAACACAGCUUUCCAAAAGCACAUAUAUCCCUUCUACAAGGGCACGCAAGAGUUGAUCAGCUUCGGGAGGAUUCGAUUUGUCCAGUGGCACUGGAACAAUCUCAGCCGCGAGCUGGAGAACGGCACCAGACAUGGCCAUCAUGUCAUCAUUGCUUCGGUGCCCACUUUUCACCAUGACGGAGUGGAACAAGUCAUCAAGGAGUUUACACAAGCUGAGAAGAAAGCAGCAGGGCAUGGCGGCGGCGUACACCAAGUUUGGCUGAACAGCAAGUGUUGGUAUUAAUUGAGGGCAGGCAUUGGCUAAGAGCCAGUCAUUCACAAUUGCGACUUGUAGCUUUGCAUCCACAAGUGAUGCUUCCGCCGCAUCCUUGUUGGGAAGGCACGGAUGCACAGUAGGCAUUAUGUAUUUUAAGUGGCCAUUGCGUACCUUGCAAUGCAGCUCGAUUGUGUGGUUUGUAACUUCAGCUCUGUACCGACUGCAGUUGCACGUGCAAUCGAGAUUGCUCAAGGAAAAGGUGCAUGCUGCAUCUAGCUGGAUGAAGGGUGGUAAACGUGACCACCAGCCAUUCCCAUCCAUUGGGUUGGUUCGAACUCG